This is a messenger RNA of Rosa chinensis, 836 nucleotides long. RefSeq lists its product as uncharacterized. NCBI's taxonomy places the organism in Eukaryota, Viridiplantae, Streptophyta, Magnoliopsida, Rosales, Rosaceae. Bases 26 to 436 code for a protein of 136 amino acids. The transcript is spliced from 7 exons. The record is from RefSeq and is a predicted model, not a curated record.
CUGGAUUUCUCUACACUUCUACCAUAUGUCCUCAUCAUAUAAAGCGGCUCAAUCAGUUGCUGGUUUCUUCGGGAAGCGUCAGCAAACACAAUUUUUGCACUGUUUCAGAUUUGCAAUCACCAUCAGUUGUGUCAUUCAUCAAAUAGAGUUUGGCUUCCUUUCGAUAACAUUAAGUCGUCAAGAUUAUCAGGAGUCUAUGCAAAGGAGUAUCUGGAUUGUUCUUUUGCCUCUAUUCCUGGUUUUGUUGCUUGGUGUUAGUUUGGUGUCCUAUUGUUAUUCAGAUUUUGGGAACAGUGAGCGAUCAAAAUCUACAAAUUUUCUAGACUCAGUGAUGGCAUCUACGAGCACAAUGAAACGGGUUAAAAGAUUGUUGGAAGGAGGACGUAAAUCUAAUCAAUUUGAUCAAGUUAAUUCAAAGAGAUGGAAAAGAAUAUGAAGCGAACUAUUGCACGAUACAACAAGGGUGAUGAGUCUUCAGAGACCGCUCUGGUAGAAUCAAGGGCCGAGGGAUCCAUUCACUUCCCAAUUGUCAUGACUGAGACACAAAGAGGAAGACUUGAGAAAUACAAAGGCCACUUGAAUAUAUGAUGAUACUUGGAGCAUCUGUCAAAGAUCUGAAUGCCUUUGCUUGGCUAUCAAGAAGCUUGAAAAUACCUUUGCUCUCUCUUUAUAUAUGCUCUCUCCGGUUAGACAGUAAAAAUUGAGAGACAACCACAAUUUGCUCUUAAAGGCCUGAAGAGUUGUUGAUCUAUUAUUUGUGCUAAUGAACUAAAAUGCUGUUACUUGAAUCAUAGAAAGUGAGGCCAAUGUUCCUCUCUUCACUUCUGUAAACAAUU